AUGCCGUCCUUGACCCUGCCUCCAGUUCCCCGUUAUGUUCCUCCUGCAGUUACUAAGGAGUCACUGGAAUAUGCCGACCUUGCCUUCAUCGACCUAUCUAAAAUGGACACACCUGAGGGUCGCGCUGAACUCACAGCCGAAAACGAGCGGAUGUUCGACAUCGGCGAUGUGCCCUUCUCUCAAGUGUCAGAGGAGGAGAAACUGGCUUACCAAGGAAACGUCAAAGAAACGGGCUCGUACCUCGGAUACAAACUGCGGCAGUAUUGGGUUGACGCGGAUGUCGCAGACCAGAUUGAACAUUACAACAUCCAUCGUGAUGUCAAUAAGAAACAGCAUCCGAAGGCUGUACGGCCUUUCCUCCCCGAACUUAGUAAAUUCGCUCGUUUCAAUCACUUCAAUGUUCUGCACCCCCUCCUUCGCCUGAUGGCAGCUGGCAUGGAGCUGCCAGAAGAUACAUUCACGAAUAUAUUUGGCUAUUUAGCGGAAGGUGAAACGUGGCUGCGAUCUAUGAAAUAUUUCCCUCGCUCCGAGGCGGACGAGGCGAAGGCGAAGAAUGUCUGGCUGAAGGGUCAUACAGGUGACGAGACCUCGCAUAUCGCUGGUGUACAUCUGUCACUGACUGCCACGGUAGACUACGUGGGCUUGACCCUUCUAUGGAGCCAACCCAUUUCUGCGUUGCAAAUCCUUUGCCACGAUGGGCAGUGGCGAUGGGUCAAGCACGUGGAGAACGCUAUAGUUGUCAAUGCUGGCGAGGCCAUGGAGUUCCUCUCCGGAGGAUACUACAAGGGGACUAUUCAUCGCGUCGUCCAGCCUCCCGAGGAUCAACGGGGCUACUCUCGUCUCGGCCUGAUUUACUUCACCCUUCCAGAUGACGAUGUCAAGCUAGUCCCUUUCUCCAAAAGCCCCGUGCUGCAAAGAGAGGGCAUCAAGCGACGCUUCGAAGAUGCUGAAGCGCCUACGAUGCGGGAAUGGAGGAAGGGACGCGCGAGCAGAUUCCUCAGAUCGAAGUUGCAAAAAGACGAAAAUGGGAUCGAAAAGGAUAUCAUCAAUGGCAUCACAGUAAAAUUCUACAACUGA
Messenger RNA from Postia placenta MAD-698-R-SB12, 1077 nucleotides. RefSeq lists its product as hypothetical. The coding region runs from base 1 to 1077 and encodes 358 amino acids. The record is from RefSeq and is a predicted model, not a curated record. NCBI's taxonomy places the organism in Eukaryota, Fungi, Basidiomycota, Agaricomycetes, Polyporales, Adustoporiaceae. The transcript has 9 exons. Gene Ontology annotation, molecular function: dioxygenase activity.